AGGCGGCGGCCGGCUCGGCCCAGCCUAGCCCGCAGCUGCGGCGGCGGCCGGGUGUGAGGGCGGCAGCGGCGCUUGGACCCGGCUCCUCACUGCCCUCUGCCGCUGCCCAGUUUCUCAUUUUGUCCGGGUGUCUACGCCGGGUUCGGCCAGCCCUCGCUCGCCGCUUCCCCCGCCAUGGCCCUGGUGCGGGGCGCCGAGCCGGCGGCGGGGCCCUCCCGCUGGCUACCCACGCACGUCCAGGUGACGGUGCUGCGGGCCCGCGGGCUGCGGGGCAAGAGCUCGGGCGCGGGCAGCACCAGCGACGCGUACACGGUGAUCCAGGUGGGCCGCGAGAAGUACAGUACGUCGGUGGUGGAGAAGACGCCGGGCUGCCCCGAGUGGCGCGAGGAAUGCUCCUUCGAGCUGCCGCCCGGCGCCCUGGACGGCCUCCUGCGGGCGCAGGAGGCGGACGCGGGCCCAGCGCCCUGGGCCACGGGCUCUGCAGCCGCCUGCCAGCUGGUACUCACCACCAUGCACCGCUCGCUCAUCGGCGUCGACAAGUUCCUAGGCCAGGCCACGGUGGCGCUGGACGAGGUCUUCGGCGCAGGCCGCGCCCAGCACACUCAGUGGUACAAGCUGCACUCGAAGGCAGGGAGGAAGGAGAAAGAGCGUGGAGAGAUCCAGGUCACCAUCCAGUUCACACGCAACAACCUGAGUGCCAGCAUGUUCGACCUGUCCGCGAAGGACAAGCCGCGGUCCCCGUUUAGCAAGAUCAAGGACAAGAUGAGGGGCAAGAAGAAGUUUGAUCUGGAAUCUGCCUCUGCCAUCCUCCCCAGCAGCGCCCUGGAGGACCCCGAGCUGGGCAGCCUGGGCAAGAUGGGCAAAGCCAAGGGCUUCUUCCUCCGCAACAAGCUGCGCAAGUCCUCCCUGACCCAGUCCAACACCUCGCUGGGCUCCGACAGCACCCUGUCCUCGGCCAGCGGGAGCCUGGCCUACCAGGGCCCUGGUGCCGAGCUCCUCACCCGCUCACCCAGCCGCAGCAGCUGGCUGUCCUCCGAAGGGGGCAGGGACUCUGCACAGUCCCCUAAGUUGCUCACCCACAAAAGGACCUACAGCGACGAGGCCAGCCAGAUACGAGCCGCUCCACCCCGGGCCCUUCUUGACCUUCAGGGCCACCUCGACGGGGCCUCGCGCUCCUCUCUGUGUGUCAACGGGAGCCACAUUUACAACGAGGAGCCCCAGGGCCCCCCGCGGCACCGCAGCUCCAUCUCGGGCCCAUUUCCCCCAUCCAGCUCCCUGCACAGUGUCUCUUCCCGGCCCUCGGAGGAGGGGCCCCGGUCCGCAGAUGACUCCUGGGGCAGAGGCAGCCGCCGCACCAGCAUCUCAGAGGCGGUACCCGGACAGGAGGAGCUGAGCUCGCAGGCCAAAGUGUUGGCCGUGGGAGCCAGCCGCUCUGGAGAGGAGGAGGGGGCCCGGCCCUCAGAGGGAAGGCCUGUGCAGGUCGCCACUCCCAUGGUGGCCUCCUCUGAGGCUGUGGCAGAGAAGGAGGGAGCCCGGAAGGAGGAUCGGAAGCCCCGGAUGGGCCUUUUCCACCAUCACCACCAGGGGCUGAGUCGGAGCGAGAUGGGGCGCCGAGGCUCCCUGGGGGAGAAAGGGGGUCCCUCUCUGGGGGCCUCCCCCCACCACUCAUCCAGUGGGGAGGAAAAAACCAAAAGUAGCUGGUUUGGCUUGAGAGAAGCCAAGGAACCAACUCAGAAACCCAGCCUGGACGUGUCUCCUCAGGUAGAACCUGACCCAGCCGCUCUUCCUCACCACCUCCCCUGCUCCCCCUGUGCUCUGGCCCCCCCCACUCCUGCUCCCACCGCUGCUCCCAUGCUAAGCACUAACCUUUUUGCAGCCGUGUCCCCCGCUGCUGCCACUGCUGCCGCUGCCACCGCCAUCCCUGAAGCCACCCCAUCUGGAUUCUUGGGUCUCACCAACCCGUUCCUCACCUCCCUGCAGAGCAAUCCUUUCUUCGAGGAGCUCAUAGCCGACAUAGCACUAAACUCUCCACCUGCUCCCUCUCUCCCCAGUGCCUCCAGGGCCAGCCCCACCCCCCUGGCCUCCCCUGAGAAAGCCCCGCCUGAGUGGGACGACACCUUCAACGUCUUUGCUGCCAGCAGGCUGCGUCCAGAGGCCAGGUGUGAGAUCCUGGCCCCUGCAGGAGUGGGGCUGGAGGCGACUGGGCUGCAAGACCCAGGCCCUGGGGCCAUGACAGUGAAGGCAGCUGAGCCCCAGGGGCCCCCUGGGGGCGGAGGAAGAGGUGGGAGCAGCGUGUGGCUGGAGCCCAGAGUUCCUCUGGACUUGGGACUGGACCAUCAGAGCACAAGUGCAGCUAACCUGGGGCGCCUUGGGUCAGAAGGGGCCCGCCUGACCACCAUGUCAGCCCAGCUGCACCCGAGAGCCUCGGACUCCGAAGCAGACAGGGAGUUGCCAGCCCCAGGAGGGGAAGUGGGGCAGAGUCCAGCAGACAGCGCGACGACGUCUCUGUUUAGCUCCCCAGAAGUGAUCAGCGUGUGGGAGAGACUGCCGGACCCAGACGGUGCUCCCGAAGGCCAGGACGAGGAGGCCUCCCAAGGUGGGAGCCAGAUUUUCUGUGAACUCAACCCCAUUGAGGACCCCUGGCCUUGGGAUGUGGUCACUGUUUCUCCUGCAGCUGAGACUUCACCAGUCCUGCGAGGAGAGUCUGAUGAGCUGCCUCCUCCCCUGAUGCGGCCAGAGUCACCAGAAACUGUGCGGCCAGAGCCACCAGAACCUGUGCGGCCAGAGUCACCAGAACUUGAGCGGCCAGAGUCACCAGAAUUUGAGCGGCCAGAGUCACCAGAACCUGUGCAGCCAGAGUCACCAGAAACUGAACAGCCAGAAUCAUUGGAACCUAUGCGGCCAGAGUCACCAGAACCUGUGAGGAGUGAGGGGUUUCCUCCACUGGAGCCAGAGCCCAAGUCCAAACCCAAAUGGGUGUCGGACAAGGGGCUGCAGCCCAACACACCACCUCCCAAGCCACCACGCCUCUUCACAGCCUCAGAUUCCCAGGAGCAGGAGGAGGCAGCGGCAGAGGACGAGGAGGAGAAGGCGGCAGGGGGGCUGAGUAGCAGGGGGUCAGAGACAGGAGAAGACACCUUUCCGAGUGCGCUGGUUGCUGGUCCCCAGGAGGCCAAGGACGAGGCCGAGAAACCCGAGGUGGAGUCUGACAGCCAUUCUUCCGCAGCCAUGCUGGGUGGGCCAGGCCUGGAAGAUCCAGCAGAGGAUGCCAGUCUUCCUGUGUCUGGGCCCUGCCUCUCUCUGCCCACUAGCUGCCCUCAGGGGUCUGCCCCCACACCCUCUUACUCAGAGAGCUUGGCUCUUCAGAGUCAGCAGAUCUGGAGGGCUCCGGAGAGAGAAGGCCCUGAGGCUCCCGAGGCCCAGAGCCAGGAGCCAGCCGGAGAGGGGCUUGGGUCCCUGACUGGCGGGUCCCUGACUUGCAGCUCCCUCCAGGCUCACCUGUGGGCCUCAGAGGAGGCUGCUUUGGACCCCUUCUUGUCUCAGGGGAGCCAAGACCCUCCCAGCCUCCCGUCCACAUCCCCUCCAGGGUCCAGGGAAUCUUCCAUCCAUUCUGGUCCAGAAGAGUUGCCCACCCCCCCAGAACCUGCCUUUCCACCGCCCCCUCUCCCACCCUGGGCCAGCCACCGCCACGGGGGGCCCAGCCCUCCAUGCCCUCCCCUGCCUGGAGCCUGGCCCUUGACCUCUUCCUCCCCACCCCCCGGGGAGCCAGCCUCCCCCACUGGGAGCUCCUCCCCCACCCUACUUGGGGAGGACCGUGCUGCAGUCACCCCAGCCUCCCCGCUUGCGCUUCUGCCCUUGGAGACACGACCAGCUGCGGAGCCACAGUCCAGUAGUGCCAGUCCCCACCCUGUGAAGCCCCUCAGUGCCGCCCAAGCAGAGGGCAGCCCCGACAGGAAGCAGCCCCGCUCCAGUCUGAGCUCAGCCCUGAGCAGUGGGCUGGAGAAGCUCAAGACAGUCACAUCUGGUGGCAUCCAGCCUGUGGCUCCAGCCCCCCAGGUUGGCCAGACCGUGGACACCAAGAGGCUGAAGGACUCGGGGGUGCUGGACCAGUCAGCCAAAUACUACCACCUGACCCACGACGAGCUCAUUGGCCUGCUCCUGCAGCGGGAGCGGGAGCUGAGCCAGCGGGACGAGCACGUGCAGGAGCUGGAGAGCUACAUUGACCGGCUGCUGGUGCGGAUCAUGGAGACCUCGCCCACACUGCUGCAGAUCCCCCCUGGCACCCCCAAGUAGCCUGCUUCACCCUGCCCCCAGAAGGGUUGGCGGCGGCCCACUAGCCAGCGGGGCUGGCGCCCUCCCUCUGUCCCUCCCACUGAACUUAGCCCACCCAGACCUGGGUGCAGCCCGGCCUCCGUGGCCACCCCUCGUUUUCUGUCUCUCCUGCCUCGAUGGGGCUACUUAGGGCUCCCACUGGCGACAGCAAGUUCUGUGUGCAUCGUGUGUCUUUGGGAACCCUGGGUCUUUCUCAUCUGCCUGUUUUCAUACCCUUGGCUUUGGGGGGGGGGGGUCCAAGGAAUUGGAACAAAGAAUUUCGCCCUCCAGAUGGAGCGGGGUGAGCUGCAAUUGAUGUGGUAUGUGGGACAUACUUUAUUACCCCUGUUUCCUCCACGGCUAAACCCCUGUCGUCGCCGCCUCCCUCCAGCCCUGGGAGGGCUCCUAGUAUCCCUGGGCUGUGGCAGGGACCCAGCUGCCCAAUUGUUUGUGAGUUAUGGGCAACCAGGGCACCUCCUCUUCAGCCUCCCGGCCGUUCCCCCAGGAGCAGGGGGCCUGUAUGGUCUCGUCUCGUCUCUGCCAUGUCUGCUUGUUUUCAGCUUUUGUGGAGUGCGGUGUGGAUGGAGGGAGGUGAUGUGUGUUCUCCAGGCCGCUCCCUGCCCUCCUCUUCUGACUUUGGCAUUGAGAGUGAGUGUGUGAAUGGGUGGAGAGCUGGGCCAGGUGUGGGGAGAGCACCUCCUCACCCACCCACCUCUGGGUUUUGGGCUGCUUGUGUUUGGGGGUCAAGCCUCCCACUCUGUUCUCGUUGCCUGUCCAGAAGCCAAAAACUCUGUGUUGCUGCAGGGUUUGAACUUUCGAAAACCAAUUAAAUGUGCCUUUUGUGGGUGGGGUCCAAACCCUCUGGAUGUAGACCUCUCCCCCAUGGUGGGGUCCCCCUCCCUUCCCAUUGAGCACACGGGGUUGGAUCUGUUGGGGCCCUGGGGGUUGGAAAGGAGAAUGGGGGCAGCCCUGCUGCACACUCUGCCCUCGCCGAGAAUUCAUUUCAGCUAAGGGUCUAGCCAAGCUGCUGCUGCUGCUGCCUCAGCCUCCCUGCCCUCCUCUCCUCCUCCCUCAACCCCAGUUGAUAAAGAUCCUAAGAUAAAAACUACACUCUGCAAGAGGGAGGUCCUACUCUGCCUACACUUAGAGAAAGCCUCUGCUGCCCUCCCAUCCCUCCACUAGCUGCUGACCAGCCUGUCCCUCCCGCCCCAUGGCCUUGCCUGGCUUGGCUGCAGUGCACUUUGAAACAAAGUGUCUGUCCUUUGGCCCUGCCUCUGGUUUGCUUGCAGAAAACACGACAGGCUUCCCCAUGGCACUUGCAGGGCAUCUGGGCUGGGGGCACUCUGCCUUAGCAAACAGUGUGGGGUGAGGAGGCGAGGUGGCUGAAGGGGCUAUCUUUGGUCCCUGGAGGAGGUGAGAGUUCCUCUGAGACCACCUCUUCUUCCUGAGACGGCCUGUGGGAUCCCUUGGAAAGCCUUGGAAGGGGAUGUGCUCUGUAGGUGACGUCUUCCUUCUGCCGGGAUGAAGCAGAGGAGACCCGCGCAGGGGGAAAACCCCUGUCCUGCUAUCUACCUUAAGAACCCCUCGUCAAAGUUGAGGAGUGUCCGCAGGUGCUCAAGACUUUGGGUGGUCAUGGGGGGUUGGAUGGGUCUCUCUCCAGGAGGAAGGGGAUCACUUUUCCACGAGAUGUUCCUCUGGGCCCUGUUCAGGUCCAGACCCUGGUCUUCCACUCACCCUUGAUCAUGGGCUUCCAAAGUGCCCAGGACAGGGAUGCCUUCAGAAGAGUUCUGAGUUGCAGCCCAGGGUUCUUGUCGGCUGUUUCUGCUCCUAGCCACAACUUGGAGGAGAGUUGCAGGUGGGGUGGGCAGGGAGCAGGCACAGUUCUGCUUUGCUUUUGUCUUCCUAGGUGUAGCUCCUGUUUAUAAAGAGCUUGUUCUUCAUGUUUUGAGCACUUUAUGAAGAAUAAAAAAUUAACAUACUGCA
This is a messenger RNA of Phacochoerus africanus (Common warthog), 6294 nucleotides long. RefSeq names its product RAB11 family interacting protein 5 (gene RAB11FIP5). NCBI's taxonomy places the organism in Eukaryota, Metazoa, Chordata, Mammalia, Artiodactyla, Suidae. The coding region runs from base 175 to 4293 and encodes 1372 amino acids. The record is from RefSeq and is a predicted model, not a curated record. The transcript has 6 exons. Gene Ontology annotation, molecular function: small GTPase binding. Gene Ontology annotation, cellular component: early endosome; phagocytic vesicle; recycling endosome. Gene Ontology annotation, biological process: regulated exocytosis.